CUCGAACCUAUGCAAGUUUUUGCUCGCACUCGCGAUAAACCCGAUGACCCCGACGACGAUGUGCGACCCUUGGAGCGUGAGCAAGAUGCUGAGUCGCACACCCGUUGACGUGAUGCGUAUCGAGUCACUGCCGUCCUACGAACUGCCAACGUGGCACGUUGAUGGAUUGCCGUUUGGUGACGUGGCGACGCGUCCUGGUGCCGUGACGAGCUGCUCGGUUUGCAGUUUGGCGACGGGCAUCGACGGGUGGCGACCGGCGGUGUGCACCAACUGCGGCUGGUUUGCGGACCCCAUCGACUGGUACAACGUAGUACCACCGCAACUAAGCUUGCUGCCAGCUCGGGAAAUGGCGCCCCCGACGCUGGAACUGCGACCGAUGCAGCUGGGUGCAACACCGACUCACCUCGUGCCGCCGGCAAUCAUUGGCAGCGGACGCUACUGCACCGUGACCGGUUGCGCGCGCGCGGUGCGGUCCAAGGGCCUCUGCAAGGGACAUGGCGGCGGACGGCGCUGCAACACGCCCGGGUGUGGGCUCAGUGACCAAGGCGGCGGCCAUUGCAUCACCCAUGGCGGCGGGCGACGCUGCUCGAUCGAGUCGUGCGAGAAAGCUGCGCAGUCGCGCGGCCUCUGCAAGCGACACGGCGGCGGCGAUCGGUGCCGCGAGAGUGGCUGCCACCGCAGCAGCCAAGGCAAUGGGCUUUGCCGCGCGCAUGGCGGCGGCGCGCGGUGCUUCGUACCCGGCUGCAACCGACAAGACCGUCGCGCAGGCUUGUGCGCAGAGCACGGCGCCGAGACCAAGUGCCGCGAAAGAUACUGCAAGAAGAAGAGCCAAAGCAACGGCUACUGCCGAAAGCACGCUUGCGCCGCCAAGGAGCGCGAGUCAACGCGCAUCGCAGGCGUCACGAUGAUGUAAGCCAGGGUGUAAGCCACAC
This is a messenger RNA of Saprolegnia diclina VS20, 932 nucleotides long. RefSeq lists its product as hypothetical. Bases 44 to 913 code for a protein of 289 amino acids. The record is from RefSeq and is a predicted model, not a curated record. The transcript has 2 exons. NCBI's taxonomy places the organism in Eukaryota, Oomycota, Saprolegniomycetes, Saprolegniales, Saprolegniaceae.